GACAAUCCUUAAAAUAUAAGAAUUUACCUAAUAAUAUUUUUGGUAUAUAAACUAAAAAAAUAUGGCAAGUGCUUAUGAAGUUCCAUCGUGGGCAGGUAAACCACCACCUGGGCUGCAUCUGGACAUCUUUAAGGAUGACAAAUUCGUUCAAAAAAUUAUGAUUGACGAAAAAAAGUGUUACUUGUUUGGAAGAAAUCCUGAAUUAAACGAUUUUCGUAUCGACCAUUCAUCAUGUUCCCGUGUUCAUGCAGCACUUGUGUACCAUAAACAUUUAAAUUUAACUUACUUAGUAGAUUUGGGAUCAACUCAUGGGACUUUCAUCGGUAGUAUAAGAUUGGAGGGUCAUAAGCCUACCGUUGUUCAGAUUGGAAGUGUUUUUCAUUUCGGCGCCAGCACCAGAAAUUACACCCUUAGAGAACGACCGAAAACGACACAGAACAUUGUUGAAGAUAUUCCAAUGUCUGAUCAAAUAUCGGGACUACCAGAGAAUCAAGAUGAUGUUGAUAAUUUAACUGAAUACAACACAGCACACAAUAGAAAAAUCUCCACAUUGGGAAUAACCGAAUCAUUUGUCGCUAAAAAGGGAUCAAAAAGGAAGCGAGUUCAUUUCAAUGAAGAUGAGAUUGUUAUAAAUCCUGAAGAUAUUGAUGAUUCCAUUGGAAAGUUCAGAAAUCUUAUUCAAUCAACUGUUGUUCCUUUAAACAACAAAAGAAUGAAAUUGGAUGGUUCGGCGUCAUUUAGUUUCCCUGUAGCACCGCAUAUUGAACACAAACAAAUCUUACAUCAUCCGAUUAUAUCAGCUCCCAAUUUAUACUCUGGAUUGCCAUCAACUUCUAAUGAAUCUAUUGGUGAACAUGAUAGUGAAGAAUCAUUUAAUAUGUACGCGUCGACAUUGCUCCCGAUGCCUAAUCCUGCACCUGAAAUAGAAGUUUCCAAUAAACCAAUUGUGUCACAAGUUCAAUUCAAAUCCUUACAACAUGCAGAUCAUGAGCCGAUGGACUUUGAUCUCAAUGAACCAAAGACUACGAAGAAGAAAUAUGCCAAAGAAGCUUGGCCGAAAAAAGCUCCAAAAACUCAUCUUGGCGACAUUUAAUUUUAUGAAUUUGAAUUUUCUAACGAAAUAAAAAAAUUGUAAAUUUUA
Clunio marinus is the source of this 1141-nucleotide messenger RNA. The record is from the annotation of a GenBank genome assembly. Lineage: Eukaryota; Metazoa; Arthropoda; Insecta; Diptera; Chironomidae.